Messenger RNA from Bicyclus anynana (squinting bush brown), 1029 nucleotides. RefSeq lists its product as uncharacterized. The record is from RefSeq and is a predicted model, not a curated record. Gene Ontology annotation, molecular function: DNA binding. The transcript has 2 exons. Gene Ontology annotation, cellular component: transcription regulator complex; nucleus. Gene Ontology annotation, biological process: regulation of transcription by RNA polymerase II. Lineage: Eukaryota; Metazoa; Arthropoda; Insecta; Lepidoptera; Nymphalidae. Bases 123 to 920 code for a protein of 265 amino acids.
CCAGUCAUGAAACGCUUCUCGUUUGAAACGGUCACGAUAUUUGUUCGCGCGGUCAUAUUGACAGACAAUUUCAGUUAUUGAAAAAUUGACUUUGACUUUAGUGUAAUAAAGUAGCAUUUGCAAUGUCGAAAACAAACGUUUUCGCCAAUACGUCUGACACGAAAACCAUUGUAAGAUUUGUGAAGGAAAUAGAGAGACACCCUUGUUUGUAUGAUCGGAAAUCGCCCAAGUAUAUGGAUCGAGACUUAAAACGGCGGACAUGGAUUUAUGUUGCGAAGAAAGCGAACAGUACCGUUGCGGAAUGCAAAGAUAAAUGGACAAAGAUAAGAACAGCUUACGUCAGAACGUUGAGGCCGUCUUAUGUUAACGGUGUUUGUACCUAUAGUAGACCAUACUAUUUAGCUAGUCAUCUGAAAUUCAUACCACCAGUGAAAACAAAGGUCACAUGUUUGGCUUCAACAUCAAGAAACAAACAAGAAGAUACAAAUAAAGUUGAGACGAAUGUAGAAGAAUUAGUUGAGUCAGAAGACAAUUUAGAUAGUGAAAAUGAGAAAACUUCUCAGCAUCAGAUAUUUUUGGAUGAAGAGAAUAAUAGUGUUGAUUCUGAUGAUGAUCAUGAUGAUGAUGAUGAUGCUGAAGAUGAUGGAAUUAAAGGUUAUGAUAACAUUUUGAUUGAAACGAAGGACAUUGACACUAAAGAAGGAAAUAAAACAAAAGUUAAAGAAAACAUAAAGAAACAUGAAAAUAAAUGUGAAGAAUCGGACAUUCAGGUGCCUUAUGGUAAAGAUUUUGAAAAUAAUCCUAGGAAAAUGUUUUUAUUUAGCCUUCUGCCUGACAUUCAAGAUUUAAAUGACGAGCAGAUGAAGAGUUUUAGAAGAGAAGUGAUAAAAUUAAUCGAGCACGUGAACGUUAUGUACUGACAUUUAAAAUGUACCGAGAGUCUAAAAUAAAUAAAUCACACAAAAAACUUUUUUUUAUUGGAAAAGUAUUAAAAACGCUUAUUUUAGUUUAUUUGCGAUAUUGUGAAGU